Molecule: messenger RNA, 1110 nt
Organism: Miscanthus lutarioriparius
Lineage: Eukaryota; Viridiplantae; Streptophyta; Magnoliopsida; Poales; Poaceae
Source: the annotation of a GenBank genome assembly
AUGGUCAUGGCGAACCCGGACAUGCUGCCGCCGGGGUUCCGGUUCCACCCGACGGACGAGGAGCUGAUCCUCCACUACCUCCGCAACCGCGCCGCCAACGCGCCGUGCCCGGUCGCCAUCAUCGCCGACGUUGACAUCUACAAGUUCGAUCCAUGGGACCUGCCAUCCAGGGCCGCGUACGGGGACAAGGAGUGGUACUUCUUCAGCCCGCGCGACCGCAAGUACCCAAACGGGAUCCGGCCGAACCGCGCCGCAGGGUCCGGCUACUGGAAGGCCACCGGCACCGACAAGCCCAUCCAAAGCAGCGCCACCGGCGAGAGCGUCGGCGUCAAGAAGGCGCUCGUCUUCUACCAGGGCCGCCCGCCCAAGGGCACCAAGACCAACUGGAUCAUGCACGAGUACCGCCUCGCCGCCGACGCGCACGCCGCACACACCUACCGCCCCAUGAAGUUCCGCAACGCCUCCAUGAGGCUGGAUGACUGGGUGCUGUGCCGGAUCUACAAGAAGGCCAGCCACGCGCCGCCGAUGGCGGUGCCGCCGCUCUCCGACCACGAGCUGCAGGACGAGCCCUGCGGCUUCGACGAGAACCCGUACGCCGCGACGAGCGCCGCCAUGCUCCUGCAGGGCGCGUCGUUCCCGGCGCUGCAUGCCGCGUCCACCGGCGCGCAGAGGAUGCCCAGGAUCCCGUCCUUCUCGGAGCUGUUCAAUGACCCCUCGCUGCUGGCGCACUUCUUCGAGGAGGGCGGCAUGCAUCAGGACAUGGCACGGCUCGGUAACCACCAGCAGCACGCCCCUCUCCUCGGCCGCCCCGUCACGAGCCAACUGCUGGUCAACAGCGGCAGCAGCAUGUCCCCGGGGCAGAUCCAGCAGAUGGAUCCGCCUGCCUCGACGUCGGCCGCUGGCGAUGGCGCAGCUGUCAAGCGCAAGAGAUCAUCAGAGGCGAGUGCUGCUAGUGCCAGUGCGCUGUCGAGCCAGCAGGCGUCUGCAGCCAAGAAACCGAACGGCUCCUGUUUUGGUGCGACGACGACGUUCCAAAUAGGCAACGGGCUGCAGGGGUCGUCGCUGGGCCAACAGAUGCUGCUUCAUUCUUCUAACAUGGGGAUGAACUGA